Molecule: messenger RNA, 1068 nt
Organism: Gloeophyllum trabeum ATCC 11539
Lineage: Eukaryota; Fungi; Basidiomycota; Agaricomycetes; Gloeophyllales; Gloeophyllaceae
Product: aromatic compound dioxygenase
Exons: 8
Coding region: 1-1068 (355 amino acids)
Molecular function (GO): ferric iron binding; oxidoreductase activity, acting on single donors with incorporation of molecular oxygen, incorporation of two atoms of oxygen
Source: RefSeq, a predicted model, not a curated record
AUGCAGCUUCUCUUUCUCAUCCAGUGGGUUGUUCUGGCGAGUGUUGUAGCGGCUCACCCCGGUGGUCAUGGCCAUAUGAGCAAGCGUGAGCUUCAAGCCCGCCAGGAAGCCGCCCAACUGCGGGCCCUGCAAGCUCGCAAGUGUGCCUCUGCCAUCGCCCAGUUCACAGCCCAGCGCAAGGCCAGGCGCGCCCUCAAUAAAAAGAGGGAGAUCAUUUCAUCGACCACGUUGAGCGCCGCGAGCGCUCACUACACGAACAUCCAGAACGACACUUGCGUGACUGCUCCAGAGGUGACCGAAGGUCCCUACUAUAUCAACAAUGAAUUCAUCAGGACCAACGUCACCGAGGGUCAAGCUGGUAUUCCCUUCGUAAUGGACAUCGGCGUCUUAGAUAUCAACACCUGCGAGCCCUUGAGCAACGCCUUCGUAGAGAUCUGGGGGGCCAACGCCACAGGUGUGUACUCUGGCUACUCUGCUACUCUCCCCGGAGCCCCUGAGCCGGGAGCGACUACCACAUCGUCCGGGUGGGCGGCACCGACUGGUUAUUUCCCGGCGCCGUACGAGAGGAACGAGACUUUCCUUCGUGGAGGUUACACGACCAGCGAUACUGGCGUUGUGGAAUUGGUCUCUAUCUACCCCGGCUUCUAUGCGACCCGUGCGCCUCACGUCCACACCAUGGUCCACACCAACUGGGAGAUGUCUGACAACGGGACAUUGGUUUCGCAUGGCGGGAACGUGGUGCACAUUGGGCAAUUCUUCAUGGAUGAUAGCUGGAACGACCAGGUGUACGCCCUUGCGCCGUACAACACCAACAAGAACACCAGGACUUUCAACUCCGAGGACAGCAUCCUGGAUCAGGAGAACGCUGAUGGCAACAAUGCGUUCUUCAAUCUUGAGUUGCUCGGCGAAGAUAUAUCUGAGGGUGUCCUUGGUUACAUCACCAUGGGCGUUAACUCGUCGGCCUCCUACGAGAUCUUGAACACGAACUACUACAACACCUCUGAUGCCGCUACAACUACUACUAUCUCCACGAGCGACUUGCACAGCGACGUUGUGACUGAGUUGUGA